AUUUAAAAUCUGAUGAAAUCUUAAAUCAAAGAGCUUCACUCUUUCACACAGAGGUAUAAAUCAACCAGAAGACGUUCACAUGAACAUUUGUAAAAAGUCAAAGUUCAGCCAAAAUUUUGAGGUUAAACUUUCUGAUUAUUUGAUGGUAAAAUUAGGAAAUGAUAAAUACGAGCAGCUUCAUGUCCAUGUGAACGCCUCCUCACCUGCUCAGCUUCAUCCUCCUCCUCCUCCCUCCGUCUGAUCAGGUCACGUGUUUUCCAGAGGAGUCUCUUCCUCUUCCUCUUCCUCUUCCUCUUCCUCUUCUCACCCUCUGAAGACCUGGAAAAGUCGACACUGUUUUAACAUCAGCUCACCUGCUCUCCCUCCUCACUAACGUCCACUUUCAGGUCGCAGCGAGCACAAAAACAUGUUUCCUUUGGAUUUCAGCUUCGGCACGAGUGCGUUCACACGGCUGAAUGUUUCGACCCCAAACAUCCAUUUUGACAGAUUUUUUUUUCAAAGCUAAAAACUAACAGCACCUGAAAAUGUGUAUUUAUUUAUUUUUUCAUAACAUUUGGCAGCAUUUAAAAAAAGGAAAAUGGAUGUCUGGUGUUGAAAUCGUAUUCAAGACUUUGAUUUAAAAAAAAAAAAGUCUGUGUCUUUAAAGAAGCUUUUAAGUUGAAUUAAUGUAAAAUUUUAAAAUAUCUUAAUUUUUAUGAGUUUUACUCAUGUGCUCUUGUUUCAGAGUUUACACAUUUUAUGACUUUGGGGGAUUUAGAGUUUACGAGUUUUCAAGAUUUAGGGUUUAUAACUUUUCCAGUGGUCAAAAUUUAGAAUUUCUGCAUUUUAUGAGGUUUUAUUUUAUUUUUAUUUUUUGGGGGAUUUAGAAUGUAAGAGUUUUCCGGAUUUAGAGUUUAUUAGUUUAACUACCAGUCAGACUUAACGCAUUUAAUGAAUUUUUAGGGAUUUAGAGUUUACGAGUUUUAUAUGUGGUCUGAAUUUCACAAGUUUUCAGAAAUUAGGUUUUACAACAUUUGUGAUUUUCAGGAUUUGGAGUUUUCAGUUUUUGGGAUUUAAAAUUUACAAUUUGUAUCUGUUUUCGAGUUUAACAGGUGAUUAUGAUUUACACAGUUUUUCAGGAUUUCAAAUUACAACCUUUGCGUGUUUUCAGGAUUUUGAGUUCAUGAGUUUUUAGGAUUCAGAGAUUAGAUGUUUUACAAGUGGUCAGAAUAAAGUUUGCACAUUGUAGUUUUUUGGGAUUUAGAGUUUAUGAGUUUUCAAGAUUUAGAUGUUUUAUGGGUCUGAAUUUAAAGUUUAAGCAUUUCAGAAGUUUUCGGGAUUCAUAGGUUAAGUGUUUUAAAGUGGUCAGGAUUAUUAUUUAGACAUUUUAAGUUUUCAGGAUUUACCUCUUCACCUUUUUGUAAAAAACAAAACACAGUUUACAUCUGAGAUGAAAAAAAGCCUCUUCUGUCUAAACACUGACAUUUAGGCUGAAUCUAAAAACAGUUUCUGUGCAGAGAAAAGAGUUAACUCUCUGAAAACCUCAAACAACUGAUUUACAAACUUUCUCUCUGAAGCUCAAAACUAAAAGACUCUUACAUUUUUUCCGAAUCUGUUUGACAUUCGGGUAUUUCUGGCACACUGCGGAUCACGCGGCACGCAGCAUGCUACAUUUUGGUCCAAUCAGUCCGUGCUGCGAGCAUCGCAGGCGGUUUCGAACGCAGUCUACGUUUCGGAUAAACGUCACUUUAUCACGUUUUGCACCUUUUCUGUGUAACACCUGCUGGGUUUGUGCACACGUAACUCUUCAGUUUUAUCAAGUCUGAACUUCCUGUGCCUCUGCUUUUCAAAAUAAAACUAACUGCUGUCCCUGGCCCUCUCCUGCAGCUCAGAGUCUGAUGCCCCUGCGGCAGAGGAUGGGAGACCCCGCUCUCAUGUUCAGCUCGCAGAGGGACAUCAUGAACCGCUCCGACUCUGACUCCGCCCUCCCUCUCUCUCACGGCGAAUCACGAAGCUUAUACGGCUCCAAGCCCUUCCUCCUCUCGUCCAGGCUCCACCCCCUGCAGGGUUCGGGCUCCAGGAUCGGAGGAGGAGGAGGAGGAGGAGGAGGCGGCCUGGAGAAGAGCUCCAGCCUCGGGGAGCUGAGGGGCAGCCCAGCCGCCCUCCUCGCCGCCUCCUGCUCCACCCGCUCACUCUGCAUCACAUCCGACGCCGCCGCCGACCUCCCCACCGCCUUCUGCUCCUCCGCCUCCUCCAGCUCGUCAGGCAGCGGUCGCGGGACGGGCGUCCAGCUCCCGACCAGGAGGAGCCCCGUGGAGGAGGACGGAGGUGAGGAGACUGAGUCGUCCAGCAGCCGGAGGCGAAACGCUUUUAAUAAGAUCUUUAAGAAGAAGCAGGGACGCCACUGAACGCCUCCAAACGGCUCCAAACGGCUCCAAACGGCUCCAAACCCAACUGAACGCCUCCAAACGUCUCCGAACGCCUCCAAACGGCUCCAAACGGCUCCAAACCCAACUGAACGCCUCCAAACGGCUCGGCUCCAAACGGCUCCAA
This is a messenger RNA of Plectropomus leopardus (leopard coralgrouper), 2532 nucleotides long. The record is from RefSeq and is a predicted model, not a curated record. Lineage: Eukaryota; Metazoa; Chordata; Actinopteri; Perciformes; Serranidae.